UAUAUAUAUAUAUAUAUAUAUAUUCCCUUUACUGUAUUUUAUACAUAGUCCACUUCUACAUAUCAAAAUGAUUCCCAUAUCCUUUGCUAUCUUAUGACUUGUUGUUAAAUUUACAAGUCUCCAACGUAUUUCGUAUUUAUAUCUUAUUUUUACGUUGUAUCGACGUCAUCAGUCUAUAGAGGACAUAUGACAAGGCCAUUAUCCAUAAAACCUUUAUAAUCGAUUAUCUUAAACCCAGUCAAAAGACGGAAAUAAAGAGGUUCGAAGAUAUAUUUUAUGGCUAGUCAGUGUCGUAAAGUAUGUUAUCUAAACUGACUACUUGUUGCAAUGGAUGCGUACCAUGGUGAACCCAAUGGUGAUCUUGUACAGAUGAUUGAUUGAGCUCUUUUAGCUAGGGUGUUUCCAUUAAAACUAAUGAGGUGAAUGUUGGUGUCAAAUACGUGCAGAACUAUUUGUCGUGGGGAUUUAUCUACCACUACGCGCAAAAAGUUAUGCUCGGUUACCGUACUGUCUUAACAGUAAUGAGGGACUAUAAUGUUAUCAUUUGGUAAGUACUUUGAUAGUAGUUCGUUACUUUGCUGUUCAAAACAAAGUAGUGCACUCCACUAAGCUAAAUUGAUAAUUUCAAAUACUUGAUAUUUUCCUAAUCAAAUCUCUGUUUUCUCAAGUGUUUUCCCUGCGUAUCAUCUUUAGAAUAUUUGUCUAAGUGUUUGUUUAACGUUCAAACAAAAUUCUUAGCUACACCUAAUUUUGAUCAAUUUGAUCCAUCCAAAUAACUGAGUAUGUGGUUGUGACAAGUUAUCUUGAUAUGCUAACAAGUUGCGCCGAUUCAUCAGCUUUCAAAGCCCCAUGCGUGUAAGGUUUUUAUAUUUUGUUCGUCUCUUUGGUUUUUUGGCGGUGUUAACAGCUUUUGUCGUACUGUGGAAAUUGGGGAAUGUCUCAUAUUAUUCGGGAUCUAAAAAGGGUUUCAACCACAGUCAUGAAUCUGAUUACAACGGAAACGGCUUCAAAAAUAAAUAUGACAGAUUAAACUCAGACUCCGUUCGUUCUAUCCGGUGCAUAGUAAAUGAAAAAUUAAUACUCGGGUGCUAUUUGCUGAAAUCACAAGAAGUACUCAUACCAUUUGAAUUAGUCCGUAAUUAUUUUAAGGUUUAUGGUUCCCUUGAUUUAUCGUCUAGCACAUUUUAUUGGAAUCACGCCAAUGUUGACAUCCCAAAACCAUAUUUACAUAAACAUAAUCCUGUCGGUAUAUAUAUGCAAUUUCAUAAAUCCAAUGUAGAAAAACGAGAUAAUGUGAAAUUAAUCGUUGCAGAUGAAGGAGUACCAAUCAGUCAACAAUGGAGUUCUCGCGGUUAUCCAUAUCCAAUUCAAAUAGCACAAUUUGGCUUGAAUCAUUUCAGUCAAUUAGUAAUAUCAUCUGGUCAAGCGAAAUUUGAAAAUGUACGAAAUGUUUUGUCGUUGGACAAUAAAAAUAUGGAGUUAGAUCUUAUUGUUCCCAGUAAUAAUGUAAUUCAUCGUUGGGCUGAUAAAGAGUUUAUACAUAAAUGGAAUGACAGACUUAUGUUAUCAGUUGAUAAACUGAACUCCUAUGGUCAAGUAUUGUCAAUAAUCCCAAAGCUUCAAGAAUGGGAUUAUCUCAUUAUGAGUGGUCGUCAGUGGACAUAUGGAAGCCAUAUUGAAUUAUCACUUUUAUGGUAUCCUCCAGGUGGAAGUUAUAAGAAUUACCCUACAAAAAGUCUAAUUGUAUACAAUUGUUCAUCAUCUCCAAGUAGACAUCAAACCUAUGCCACUAUCAUUCAUAAUAAUAAAGUCACAUAUUGGAUGCCUGAAUGUGAAAAACAAGCCAAGAUAUAUGGAUUUGUUGAUAAUAUCAAGGUAGCACGUGAUCUUUACACUGAUUUAAUGAAAGUAUUCUACGCAAAUCGAAAGUCAUCGGAAUAUACUGGUUUAAGUAGUAUGAAAUUAUUGAAUACUGUUAAUGAUACUAAAAAUCCAUCUCAUGUACAAGUAUUAAAUAUAAACUUCUAUAUUAAUGCCCAAUAUAACACUAAUGAUAUCAUCAUAGAAAAAUUAUACCUUGGUAAAUUAACCAAUUUACAAUUAACAUUUCCAACUGUAAAUAGAAUAAACUUGGCAGAGAAAUUAUUUCAUGAAAUACGUUUUAUAUCUGCUGCUGAUUGGUUUAUUAAGCAUCAAGAUAAAAAGACUGGUGGUUGGUCUGUUAAUAUUCAACGUUCAUUCAAUGGUAGAAAAGCUCUAAAACCUGGAUGGUAUUCUGCUAUGGGUCAAGGUCAAGCGAUUUCGCUUCUAGUUAGAACUUAUAAUUACACUGGGAACCCAUUAUAUUUGGAAGCUUGUCAUCGUGCUUUAGAUUUGUUUAGUGUAAAUAUAAAUCAUGGAGGUAUUCGUUCGUAUUUCCUCAAUCAAUCCGAUUUAGUAUGGUUCGAAGAGUACCCGUUUGAUCCUCCAAUUCAUAUAUUAAAUGGGUUUAUUUAUUCACUCAUAGGUUUAUAUGAUUAUACCAAAUUAUUGGUGAACUCUCCAGAUCCUUUGACUUUAUCCUAUCUUUCGAAAGCUCAAAAUUAUUUAGAUAUAGGAUUAACAAGUUUGUCCAAAUUGCUCCCGCUAUUCGAUUCUGGUAGUGGGAGUUUCUAUGAUCUUCGUCAUCUUUCAACGGCAUAUAAUAAUAAACCGGUAAAACAAGGUCGAUCUAAAUUUUCUAAAAGUUCUUUUCAAUUAUCCACUGGACCCAAUCGAGCUCGUUGGAGUUAUCAUUCUGUGCACAUUAAACAACUUCAAACUUUGGCUGAUAUAGAUCCAGAACAUGCUAUUCAAUGGAAUACUACAGCUAAUCGAUGGAUUGCUUAUCUUCAAGGUUUCAGAUCUCUUGAAAAUUAAUAUGCUUACUUUUACAAUCGAAUUACUUUCAACAUCUUUGUGUUUUAAGACGGAUUCCAAUCAUUUAUACUACUGUUACAUAUAUACAUAUGCCAGCCAGUAAUUCGCAUUUAUUUUGAUAUUAGUCGUUAUACAUUAUAUGUAUACAAUAUCCAAGUGAUUAUUGGGAAUUACAUGUAAUUUCGUUUUCUUAUUUAGUAUUCACUUAAAACAAUGCUUAAACUUUUAAGAUUAAGAUAAGAGACACACCCAGUUAUCUACUGGAUAAUUUAUAAGACAUUCUUAUUGAUGGAUCACUUCAAUGUUGGUUUACUGUUUUAUAUUUUAUGACUAAAUAAACUUCCAUAGUUUC
Molecule: messenger RNA, 3250 nt
Organism: Schistosoma mattheei
Lineage: Eukaryota; Metazoa; Platyhelminthes; Trematoda; Strigeidida; Schistosomatidae
Source: the annotation of a GenBank genome assembly